Molecule: messenger RNA, 1392 nt
Organism: Microthlaspi erraticum
Lineage: Eukaryota; Viridiplantae; Streptophyta; Magnoliopsida; Brassicales; Brassicaceae
Source: the annotation of a GenBank genome assembly
AUGGGUAGGAAAAAUAAAUCUUCGACAACGGAGGGAGAUGACAUUGGGAUGGAUAAUGAUGGGCCAUUCUGUGAAACAAGCCUUUACGAGGUUAUUGGAGUUGAGAGAACAGCUUCUUCACAGGAGAUAAGGAGAGCAUAUCACAAAUUGGCAUUGCGGCUUCACCCGGAUAAAAAUCCGGACGAUGAGGAAGCUAAAGAGAAAUUCCAGCAGCUGCAGAAAGUCAUGUCGAUUUUAGGGGAUGAAGAGAAAAGAGCAGUCUAUGAUCAAACCGGCUCAAUUGAUGAUGAUGAACUUUCUGGUGAUGCGUUUGAGAACUUGCGGGAAUUCUUCCAGGCACUGUACAAGAAGGUCACCGAAGCAGAUAUUGAAGACUUUGAGGCAAACUACAGGGGAUCUGAGUCAGAGAAGAAAGACUUAAUUGAGAUGUUCAACAAGUUUAAGGGUAAAAUGAACAGGCUAUUCUGCUCAAUGCUUUGCUCUGACCCCAAGCUUGAUUCACACCGUUUCAAAGACAUCCUUGAUGAGGCCAUUGCAGCAGGAGAAGUGAAAUCAAGCAAAGCAUAUGAGAAGUGGGCAAAGAAAAUUUCAGAAUCGAAGCCGCCUCUCAAUCCGUCCAGGAAGAAGAAACAGAAGUCUGCAAAAGAUUCAGAGACAGAUCUUGCCACGUUGAUUAUGCAGCGGAGAGAUGAGAGGAAAGGAAAAGUGGAUUCAAUGUUUUCAUCACUCAUCUCUAGGUAUGGUGGUAAUGCGGAUCCAGAGCCCAGUGAGGAAGAAUUUGAAGCUGCCAAGAGAAGGAUUGAAAACCGUAGACCAUCCAAGAAGUCCAGAGGGAACAUUCAUGGCCGUCUCCACCUACAUUCACCUCCAGAUUCCGACAUCAAGACACCAAGCAGACCCAUUACUCAUCAUCUCUCCUUAAACGCCUCCAACGGUCUAAGCAGAUCCAACUUCAAAGCAAUCGCAACUCUCCUUCACAUCUCCCCGGAGAUCUUCCUCUCUUCUUCUCCCAACACAACCCUCUUUGCCAUCGACGACGCUGCCUUGUUCAAUACGUCAUCGCUUCCUCUGUUUCUCAAACAGAUUAUUCAGUAUCACACAGUCCCUCUAAGGCUUCCGAUGAAAGACCUUCUCAAGAAGUCUCAAGGAACCUGUCUCCCCAACCUUUUCCGUCACAAGAGCGUCAAAAUCUACACCGUCGAUGAAGAAACAAGAACAGCAGAAGUGAAUCAUGUCCCGACAUGUUUUUUGGAGAUUCUUUGGAUAUUCACGGAGUUCUUGGACCUUUCUCUCCUCUGCAACCUCACUACAUCCUCCAAUCAUCAUUAUCUCAUUCUGAUACAAACAAAACCAUUGAAGAAGAAGAAGAACAAGUCCCCGGUUAAUCACUAG